AUGGCGUCUCGGGCGAAUAGCAAAAGCACCAAAAACCACAAGCUCUCCUCGUACUUUAUGCCGCUUGGUUCAUCUCAUACGUCUUCUAAACAAUGGCAACCACAAGCUCUCCCACCCCCUCCACAACAGUUGACACCCUCCAAGCCCAGCUGCCCAACUCAACCCACCUUCGUGUCGCAACUCGCGCCCUAUCCUCAUGCGCCACUAUCUUUCCCAACUCCACACCCACAGGUCACUAUAGAGCCUGUGAAAACAGCUCACAUUCCCUCAUUGAUGCGUAUCACUGGAUUACUACUGCCGAUUCGAUAUCCGACUUCCUUUUAUUCAGCAACAAUAACCGACCUACUCGUCGCGAGCGUGUCGAGGGUUGCGAUAUAUCAUAAUCAUCCAGUGGUGGGAUCGGACCUAGCUGAAAACAAAUUUGCAAGAGAUACUUCUGCAGUUGGCAACACAGAAAAGGUUAUCGGCGGAAUACGGUGUCGUCUGGAGCCGUUGCUAGACACCAGCAUUGAUGGAGAUGGACGGAUGGCCACAAAUCUAUACAUCCUGACUCUUCACUUACUUUCGCCAUACCGAGGGCAAGGCAUUGCAGCAUCACUUCUAAACUCGCUCCUUUUUGAUGGUAUGUCGGGUUUACAUGAUCUGGGUUCAGCAAACACCCGACCGCCAGUAUCCGCGUUGGUUAAGCACUAUAACAUCCGAACAGUAACCGCUCAUGUCCACGAAACAAACAAAGAAGCGUUACAGUGGUACGUCUCUCGGGGCUUUCGGGUCCAGGACGGGGUGAUACAGGGAUACUAUCAUAAAUUAAAGCCUGGAGGUGCGAGGAUUGUCAAGCUGGAUUUGAAUUGGGACCAAGAGCAUCAGGAACAGUGUUCUGACCCAGAAUUCUCUCAACAGGCCUUAAACUUCAAAUUAACAUUUCAAAAAGACGAAGAUGAUGAAUGGGAAAAGGUCGAUGCUUUAGAGUAUCCGAUGCCCGAGGCACUUGAAGAUUAUGAGAAAGUCGAUCGAAACGGAGAAGACGAGGGGAGCACAAAUAAGAGGAUACGGAGUACUUGA
Ophidiomyces ophidiicola is the source of this 1062-nucleotide messenger RNA. RefSeq lists its product as uncharacterized. Gene Ontology annotation, cellular component: NatA complex. The coding region runs from base 1 to 1062 and encodes 353 amino acids. Gene Ontology annotation, biological process: mitotic sister chromatid cohesion. Lineage: Eukaryota; Fungi; Ascomycota; Eurotiomycetes; Onygenales; Onygenaceae. The record is from RefSeq and is a predicted model, not a curated record. Gene Ontology annotation, molecular function: acyltransferase activity, transferring groups other than amino-acyl groups. The transcript has a single exon.